CUGAAGAAGAGUGCGAGAUCAAUACAAUGCAUUUCUGUAGAUCUUAUUAUUGGGAUGCGAUUUGUCCCAAGAGAUGAUGAACUUCUUGUUCACUUAUAUAAUAAGGUUACAUGCAUGUUAAAAAUUCCACAACAAUUCAACGUUAUCAUCGAUGCAAAAGUUUACGAUACUGAGCCUUGGAAACUUAGAAGGGAUACUUCGUAUAAGCUGGAGAAUGAAGUAUAUUAUUUUUCAGUGGCGAAACGUAAAAGUCGACAAGAAAGAAAUAAUAUAUUAGAAAGAACCGCUGGCAAUGGUUAUUGGCAUAUGAAUGGUCAAAAUAUUCCUAUAAAAUAUAAUGGUGAAGUUUUUGGUCAUAAGACUGCUUUGAAGUAUUAUCACUAUGAUAAAAAUAAAAAGAAAGUGCAAACCAAAUGGCUCAUGAAUGAAUACAGACUGAAGGCGCUGUCAGAUGACUUUCAGAAGGCUACAGAGUUGGUGCUGUGCCGUAUUCAGAGGACAAGGACAGGGGGUGACGUAGAAGAAGAAUUUGCUUAUAAUUAUAAAAAUCAAUCAUCUGAUUUUUAUAACAUUGCUGAUCAUCAAAGCAACAUUGCCCGAUCAAGUUCAAGAUCCAGUUAAUUAUGAUGAUUGGGAGAGGCCAAGAUCAAAGAGGUUGAAGAGGGACAACAUUAAUAAUGGCACUCAAUAUGGCAGCACAAAUUAUCAGCAACAAGAAGAUUAUCAACAACAAUGGCUUGACACUAGAAGGGAGAACUCCACUGUUGCACCACCGUGCUCUGAUAUGCAACAUGCUUCUGAAGCAGGGAAUGAGAAAGGCAAUGCAUUUGGUGAUGAUUGGAUGGCAAUGAUAGAAGUACCAUCACCCAAUGUUUUGCUUCCUUUCCCUGAUGAUGUGUUUAAGCUUGAAGACUACAUGAUGAAUGCUUCCCUGAAUACAGCAGCAGCAGCAACAACCACAACAACAUGACGUUGAGAUGAUGAGCAGCAGCAGUGUUCCUCAUGAUGAUAAUUAGUAUGACGAAGUUGAUGAAUGGUUGAAAAACACAAAUAUUUAGAUACAUGGUACUGAUGUAUAAUUUCAAGGGUUUUCCGCAUAUGUUAUUAUGUCCCUUGUAAGAAAGACUGAUUAUUGAAGUGUGAUAUAA
Molecule: messenger RNA, 1148 nt
Organism: Dioscorea cayenensis subsp. rotundata (Guinea yam)
Lineage: Eukaryota; Viridiplantae; Streptophyta; Magnoliopsida; Dioscoreales; Dioscoreaceae
Product: NAC transcription factor NAM-B2-like
Exons: 3
Coding region: 55-621 (188 amino acids)
Biological process (GO): regulation of DNA-templated transcription
Molecular function (GO): DNA binding
Source: RefSeq, a predicted model, not a curated record